AUGUUCCUAACUCUAUUGGUUGCUACAGAAGCUGCUUCCAGAUUCCCAAAGAACGGAAGGGUUGUGUCCAGUUACUGGAGCCACCACUUCAAUCUUGGACAUCUACAAAGAUCAACUUCUUUACUAGAAUCUAUUCUUGCAUAUAAGUUGAAUGUUAGUCAUUUAGACUUCAAAGCAGCUCAUACAACCUCUUCAACCUACAACAUAGCUCCUACUUCCACAGUGGCAAACCCACCUUCUCUCCUCUCAUGGCCACCACAUCCAUCAACGCCUUUCUCCUCCGCCGCGUCCACCGUCCCUGAUCACUCCUCCACCGUUUCUGCUGCUGGAAUCAGUUCUCCAGACUACAUGCUAGGCUUCAGAAACACCAUCUUCUUACCACCACCACCACCGUCGCAGAUUACACAGCCAACGCCGGUAAACUUCUCGGCGGUGGAAGAGAACAACAAGUCGUCGAGGAACAGUGAUGUCGAAGAGAAAGUGUGUAAAGAUUGUGGGAACAGAGCGAAGAAAGAGUGUCUGUUCGAAAGAUGUCGGACUUGUUGCAAAAGCAGAGGUUACAACUGUUCCACUCACGUGAAGAGCACGUGGCUUCCUUCUUCUCAUCAUCGCUCCGCAAGCCGCUCUUCUUCUUCGUCUUCCGACAGGAACAAGAGGCUCAAAAUCGAUCCUUCCGUCAAACCCAAAAGUGUCUUGAUCCUUCCGACAACCACUUCUUCUCGUCAAGAGACAAGCUUCAAAGAAGGGUUACCGGGUAAAAUCGAAGCUCCGGCGGUUUUUAAAAGGAUAAGAGUAACAGCGGUAAGCAACAACGAACAAGCAGAGAUCUGUUAUCAAGCGACUGUAACCAUAAGUGGUCAUGUCUUUAAAGGCUUUCUUCAUUACUAUGGUGUUGAUCACAACAAAUCCUUUCCAUGUCUUUCUAAAUAAAUGAUGUAACAAGUUCAUAGGCCGUUACAUUAAAACAUUAACGAAGUUAUUUUUUAUUAUUAAGGGUCCAGGAGUCAUAUAACAUUAUGACCAAGAGAUAAGGGGAAUGGUUUGAGAUGUCACCAUAUUUUAGGUCACCUUCCAUGCGAAAUUAAAUCACAUUUUCUUAGUCAACUUAUUCGGAUAGACCCGGGUUUAAACAUUUUUAGUGCAAAAUAAAAGAAUCUAUAACAUUAACGCGUCAUUACUUUUAUUUCUGUAAUGUGUGUGUAUACAAAGUAAAUAGAUUACUAGUAGAUGUUUUUUUGUUAGCAAGUGAGGUUGUUUCCGGGGUCAACACCCAACUGACGACAAUAAUCGGUGUAGUAGCGAACUCUAGCUUGAACCGUGGCUGAGUUGGCUCCAUCGCAUUCCAAAGCGCCGUUGAUGGCGCGGAUCGUUGCACCAAAGCCUUGUGAGAUAACAGGCUGAACUCUGUUGGUCCAGUACCAUAAGGCGGUCUUGAAGGAUAUGACCGGAUCCGUGGCUACUGUUUCUGGUACGUUAAGACCGUCGAAACCAAUCGCGGUUCCCGCUGGCCCGUAGUUGAAGUUCCAAGAGAGUUGGAUCGGUCCUCGCCCAUAAUAGCCUUUGUUGGGAUUACAUGGAUACUGCGUUGCGUUCUCGUCGCAAUAAUCCUUUGAGGGUCCGUUUAUUUCUUCGAUGUAGCAAAAAUCUGAAACAAACGAUCAAAGUUUUUUUUAUCAAUACAACAAAACAAAUUUGAUCAAUGAUAAUUAUGAUAUAACCAAUAGGUUAAGGGCAAAGAACUAUCAAAUUUAGUCCAAAAUAAUAGAAGUUAACGUAUGAUGUUUGCAUCAUCCUAGAGAAUAUUCAUUAAUGUAUCAUAAGUUACUUACGUCCAGUUUCAUGUGUGACAUGGGCAAAGAAGGCUGCGAUCUCACGUCUAGAAUCAUCGACCGAACCAAUCCUACCGAAACGAGAAUAUAACUCUAAGGCCUCAAGAAAAGCUCCUCGGCUGUAAAAUCCUUUGCCAGCGCAACUAGACUCAGCUUGGUCGAUGAUUCCAUUGAAGAAUUCUUGUGUGACAAUCUCAUCAACCGAGACACCGUUCGCAGGUGGAGGGGCAAAACAAGGUCCUUGUUGACAGCCUACACCACAAUAGUCUGAAGUGUUACCGCAGAAACCGAACUGGCUACAGCAUAGGUCUGACGAACAACCACAGUUUUGAGCCUUUGUUGUAGAAGAGAAAGCUUGUAGAACUAAUAGAAUGGUUAGUAUAAUGAUGGGUUUAGAAAUAGCGUGAGUCAAC
Messenger RNA from Eruca vesicaria subsp. sativa (arugula), 2242 nucleotides. NCBI's taxonomy places the organism in Eukaryota, Viridiplantae, Streptophyta, Magnoliopsida, Brassicales, Brassicaceae. The record is from the annotation of a GenBank genome assembly.